AUGCAUGCGGUCGGCCUGCACUCUGCGCUUGCGAUCCGCCGCGAGCGGAAGCGUCGAGCUGAGCAACAACGCGCUAAGGAAAGGCGCUACUCCCUCCAGUCUACGGAGUCCGGUGUGACAUCUCCCCACUGCUCCACAGGCAGUCUUGAGCGACGUCGCCACAAGAAAUCCGGGACCGCCGACAAUGAAGUCGUCUCUUCUGUUGGCAUGCUCCACCUUGGAGUCGUGUUCCUCGUCCUGGGAGUUUUCCUCGUCGCCUCUGGCUGGCUUCCAGAUGAUGUGACAGCCUGGAGCAACAUCGGAUCUGUAAGCUGGUUUAACGAACUCGUCUGUUCUGGACUUUUUGCUCUAUUCAUUGGAGUAUUUUUAAUUAUACUUCACAAAUAUCUCACUAAGAGCGAAGAAGACGCAUUAGAAGACUACGUUCAAAAACAAUUGACUCGAUCGAGGUCUGGACAUAGACUGGAGAGGGACGCAGAGACGGGUGGAAUGCGUACAAAAAAUGCUAGACGUGCCCGAGCUACAGAAGUAUUGCCAGAGCCUAUUACAGAAACUUACACUGAGCCUCCACCCGAUAGAGUGCACGGGUUUGUCAACGCCCUAGCGCUGAACGGAGAUGCGAUGCGAGAAUUGCCAUUGGAGCAAAUUGUAGAAGAAGAAACAUCAAUGGCCUCUGAGAGUGAGAGAAGAUUUGGGAAAUUUAACAAGGACACGUAUUCAACUCCAUCUAUGGCACCCAGCCUAAGCCCUGGAUCCCCAUCUGACACGAGAGAACUCCUAUCAGACGGACGCUACAUGAUCAUGUCGAAGAUAUGA
This is a messenger RNA of Pieris macdunnoughi, 816 nucleotides long. Lineage: Eukaryota; Metazoa; Arthropoda; Insecta; Lepidoptera; Pieridae. The record is from the annotation of a GenBank genome assembly.